GCGAAUGAUGACCAACGCCACCAUCCAAACGCACGCAUGCCUGACGAAACACACAAAUCACACACACACCAGCUUCCCACCAACGAGCCAGCCAGUAUGCACUUGCGCGACUGCUGGCUGGCUGGCAUUGCUCUCAUGCCUGGCAUUCCACACACGCUUUGAGCGCUGCGCGUUCGUUGGCUUGCUUGCACUCUUUCCUCCCUGUUUGUUUGUUGACCAAACCAACCACAGUGUGUUUCUUCUCUCCUCAAACAGUUUGAUCAGUUUCACAUCCACCCAUCCAGCAUCCAUCCAACCACUCAAACGCUUGAGUUCUUCUUCUCCUCUGCUGCUACCUGCUGUCGCCGCCUCUACUGCUGCUGCUGCUGUCGUGAGCCCUUCCUUCCUUUGAUCACGCCAACGUCGCCCUUGUCAGACGUACCUCUCCCCCUCGCCCUCCGUUUGAACAAGGAGACAAACGAAGAUGAACAAUGACCCUCAGACCAGCGUGGAGCCAGCCAAGGAGCAGGCCUCAUCGCCUUCCGCCUUCAAGAAGAUGGUGCAGAGCGUCAAGCGCAUCACCACCCGCCACGCAAAGAGCGAUGUGGAGCGCGCCUACAAGUUUGGGCAGGAGCUCGGCACAGGCAACUUUGCCGUGGUGCGGCUCGCUGAGCACCGUGGCACCAAGCAGAAGUACGCGUGCAAGAUUAUCAACAAGGCCCUCUGUGCAGGCAAGGAGGACAUGAUUGAGACGGAGAUCAGCGUCCUGAAGAAAGUCAAGCACAAGUACAUUGUCGGCAUGCACGAGUGCUUCGACACCCCAGAUAAGCUCUACCUCGUCCUCGACUACGUCUCCGGUGGCGAGCUCUUUGACCGCAUCGUCGAUGAGGGCAACUUCACAGAGGCCGACGCGAGCCGCAUCACAAAGCAGAUGACAGAAGCCAUCCAAUACCUGCACGAGCAAGGCAUUGUGCACCGCGACCUCAAGCCAGAGAACCUGCUCUUCCGUGACCGCAGCCCAAACUCUGACAUUCUCGUCACGGACUUUGGCCUCGCCAAGCUCCUCAACGACAACGUCGUCCUCAAGACGGCGUGUGGCACGCCCAACUACGUGUCCCCCGAGAUUCUGAUGCAGCGCGGCUACGGCAAGCAGGUGGACGUGUGGUCGCUCGGCGUCAUCCUGUUCAUCCUGCUGUGCGGUUACCCGCCAUUCUACGACGAAUCAGACGCCGUGCUCUUUGAGCUCAUCAUGAAGGGCCGGUUUGACUUUGACGAGCGGUACUGGAAGGACAUCUCCAAGGAGGCCAAGCACCUCAUCUCCAACAUGCUCGUGGUCGACCCCAUCAAGCGCUACGACACGUGCCAGGUGCUGCAGCACCCCUGGAUCACGGGCAAGGCGCACAUCCCGACAGUCAACCUGAGCAAGAGCAUCAGCAUGAACCUGAAGAAGACCGGCCUUGGGCAGGGCAGCAAGAACGACGAGGAGGCCUUCAAGACCGCAAGCGCACCCAGACCUCAGCAACAACAGCAACAGCAGCAGCAGCAGCAGUACCAGGCGCCUGCACAGACACCAACAGCAGGGCGAACCGCUGCCACCAGCACCUCCUCCUCCUCGUCUUCGUCUUCAGCGUCACGCACGCCGCAGCACAGCCACAGGACAGGCUAUGCCCAUAGCUCAACCUCGGGCACACCAUCAUCAUCGUCGUCCUCCGAGGCGCGCAGGCGGGCUGCUCGGCAAAAGGCAGAGAAGGUGGCGACCAAUCUGAGCAAGGUUCCGGAGACACGCAAGACCGUCGUGUAACCGCUGCUGUUGAUUGCGCCAAGCCGCUGCACCCUCGUGCGUUCGCAUGGGACCACACAUGCGCGCACACGCGCACAUGUGGUCAUCCACCACAUACUGUUGAUUCGCUUGCUCCCUUGUGUUGCUUGUUGCUGUGUAUCUUGUUGGUGUGUAUUCAUUCCCAACUGACUGCUGUUACGCCCUCCUCGAUGUGAGUUGGUUGCUUGCUUGCCUUGCCUUGCCGUUCUUGUUGUUGCUGCUGUUGUUGCUGUUGGUACGGUUGACUUGGUUUGACACCUUGAAUGUUUGUUACGACACACGUGCGCACUUUGGUUUGAUGCAUGUCUGAUGAUAAACCCAGAAGCCUCAACAAGA
Messenger RNA from Salpingoeca rosetta, 2134 nucleotides. RefSeq names its product CAMK/CAMK1 protein kinase. Bases 464 to 1780 code for a protein of 438 amino acids. The record is from RefSeq and is a predicted model, not a curated record. Lineage: Eukaryota; Choanoflagellata; Craspedida; Salpingoecidae. Gene Ontology annotation, biological process: protein phosphorylation. The transcript has 4 exons. Gene Ontology annotation, molecular function: ATP binding; protein kinase activity.